Messenger RNA from Glossina fuscipes, 3250 nucleotides. RefSeq lists its product as uncharacterized. The coding region runs from base 561 to 3125 and encodes 854 amino acids. Lineage: Eukaryota; Metazoa; Arthropoda; Insecta; Diptera; Glossinidae. The transcript has 4 exons. The record is from RefSeq and is a predicted model, not a curated record.
UUCUUCCUUUAUAUAUGAUUUGACGUCUUGUUUGAGUUGCUAAUAUGCUAAAAGCUAUUUAUUGAAUCCUUUUAUUGUAACUUAAGGUUGAAAACAUCCACCACCUCUGAUGCAAUUCACCAUUAUCUUUAUUCUAUACAAUGUCUUAUAGAGUGCUGCCAAGUCCUAUACAACAUAUUUAAUGUGUAGAAAAAUAAUCCAAAAUGGUCGCGAACGUGUUUGAGUUGUUGCCGAACUAGGUUUUUACUAGCAAAAGUAGAAUAUAAUUGUUUUAUAGAUGAAAAUAUUAAAAACUUUAAAGUAUCAAUAAAAUAAAAGCAAUUUAUGAAAUAUUUAGGUGAAAAUGUAGCGACAUACAAAACAUUCAAAGAAAGUAUUGAGUGUACAUAUAAAAGUGCUUUUAUAAAAAAAGUCAGCUAAAUGAAUCGUUCUUAUCGUAUAAAGGCAAACAGAACGCUUAUAUUUACUUUAAUAGUCGUGGUAUUAAAUGUAUAGUGGUGAAUAUAUCAAAUAAUAAUAUUGCAACAACUUUAUAUGCAAGAAAGUAAAACAUAUGAACUAUGGCCAACCAAUUAAAUGAUUUACGUAGUUAUUCCCGCCUAUGGUUAGCCGAUUUUAUUGAGAUGUACAAAGCUGAAGAAUGUUUAUGGCAGCCUAAACAUCCAGACUACAGUAAUAAUUCGGUUCGCAACACCGCUUACGAAAAACUAAGGGUAAAAUUAACAGAGGUUGAACCGAAGCCCGACAGAAACUUGGUGAUACGUAAAAUAAAUUCGUUGCGUUCAGCCUUUCGACGAGAACUAAGAAAAAUUAAUGCCAGACCUAACUAUGAAACGCGGUUGUGGUAUUACGACAAACUUUCUUUUAUAGCUGAACACGGCAAUCCAAAACGUUUAAUAUCAAAUGUUGUAGAUGAAUAUAAGCCGCAAAAACGUUCGAUAUCAUUGGGGUUCGAGGAUGACGACUCAAUGGAAUAUGAGGAUGAACAUCAAAUCGAGACAAAUAGCGCUCAUUCCGCUACACAGGCGGAAAUGCAAAAUGAAACCGCUACUACUACCAUAACUGCCGUGAACGGUGAUAUGGUAACGAUUGUUAAAAGUGAAGAUCAUAAGCAACAAACAAAUGAACAUCAGCAGGAUAUAACCCAAGCGCAGAAUGAGACCACAACCCUGCACCAUCAUCACCAUCAUCAUCAGCAGCAGCAUCACCACCAAGAAUUGCAUGCUCAAACCCAACCACAACAUACAACUGCAGUGAAGGUGCUGGAAAUCACUUCGCUCGACUCGAAUUCGCAGCGCGAAAUUCAACAGGCUGUAAACUCAUUCGAACAGCAACAUCAAAUGCAACAGCUUCAGCAGCAACAACAACAACAAAAUGCUAAUCAAUCCGCUGCAGCUCAACUUGCAGCACAAAUCCAUCAGCAAGUGCCAACUAUACAAAUUGCCCGGGAACACCUGCAACCGUUUUUCGGAAGUGCAGCCACAACAUAUACCACGACAGCGCCGACAAAUACUCAACGUCCGCAUGAUGAAUACGAUGGGAUCGGUAUGAAUGUGGCCAGCAAAUUGCGUCUAAUGAGUACCCAUCAACGCAUAAUAGCUGAGAAAUUGAUUAGUGAUGUACUUUUUAAUGGACAAUUAGAUAAUUUAAGUGUGAAUUCCCAUCUUGCUUACUUUAAAUUUAAAGCAAGUAAGAAAAUAGUGAUUUUUAUGCUGAGACAAGAAGUUUUAAAACUUUAUAGAGAUAUUUUCCGUACCAUACGUCAAGUGCCUGACGUUAAUAGUCGCAAAGAUCUGCAAAUGUGGGCACGUCAAGAUUUCCGUUCAAAUCAGCAGCAAAAGGAUGAAGUGGCCGUUAAAAUGCUGCUACAAUAUGGCCGGCGCAGCUUAACUGAGUUGAAGACAAGUCUAGAUUUAAGUGGCAAAAACAAGAAUCGUGUUUAUUCAUUGUGUAUUUGCCCUCAAUUGUUGGUAGAGAAUGAGUCUAUCGCCAAUUCAAAGACGCAAAUGCUUUGGGGUAUGACGAGCCAACUGAAUGAUUUGCGUAGUUACUCCCGCCACUGGCUGGGCGAAUUUAUUGAAUUGUAUCAGGCCGAGGAAUGUCUUUGGCAGCCUAAACAUCCCGACUAUAGUAAUAACACAGCACGUAACAAUGCUUACGAUAAACUGGUCAUCAAGCUUAAAGAAGUAGAAUCUGCAAAAGCCGACCGUAGCAUGGUAGUACGUAAAAUAAACUCUUUGCGUUCAGCCUUUCGACGAGAAUUACGAAAAAUUAAUGCUAGACCACACUACGAGACGCGCUUAUGGUAUUAUGAUAAACUUGCUUUUAUCGCUGAUCACGGUAAUCCAAAACGCUUGAUAGCUAAUAUUGUGCCCGAACUUAAGCAACAGAAACGUUCGAUUUCGUUGGGCUUCGAUGAAGACGACUCAAUGGAAUUUGAGGAUGAACAACAAAUUGAGCCAAAUAGCGCCCACUCCUCUACGCAGGCAGAAAUGCAAAAUGAAACUGCCACGGCGACAAUCACAGCAAUAACUAAUGGAGACGUCGUGACAAUUGUUAAGAGUGAAAAUCACAAAGAUGGACAUCAACAGGAUCUAUCUCAAGCGCAAAAUGCAAACGAAACCGCAACAUUGCACCAUCACCACCAUCACCAACAACACUUGCACACUCAAACCCAACCACAACACACAACCGCGGUUAAGGUCCUGGAAAUCACUUCACUCGACUCGAAUUCACAGCGCGAAAUUCAACAGGCUGUAAACUCACUCGAGCAACAACAUCAAAUGCAACAACUUCAACAGCAACAACAACAACAGAACGCUAAUCAGUCCGCUGCAGCCCAACUCGCAGCGCAAAUCCAACAACAAGUGCCAACUAUACAAAUAGCAAGGGAACACCUGCAGCCAUUGUUUGGUGGAGCGGCUACUACUACUUACACUGCGACGACUGCGCCAACAUCUACUCAGCGUCCCAACGAUGAAUACGAUGGCAUUGGAAUUAAUGUGGCCAGCAAAUUACGUAUAAUGAGCGCGCACCAACGUAUAAUAGCGGAAAAAUUAAUUAAUGAUGUACUCUUCAACGCGCAGUUAGAUAAUCUUAGUGUAAACUCUCAUCUAGCUCAGUAGAAAAUAUAUUUAAGAGACUUUUGUAAAUAAUCGAUUCCAUCUAUAACUUUAUAAAAUCUCUGUACGCACUAAUGAGCUUCACAGAGAGAUUAGUAGCUUAUAAGCAAAAAUUAUAUAAGAAUACC